Molecule: messenger RNA, 1731 nt
Organism: Sclerotinia borealis F-4128
Lineage: Eukaryota; Fungi; Ascomycota; Leotiomycetes; Helotiales; Sclerotiniaceae
Source: the annotation of a GenBank genome assembly
AUGGCGCCGAAUAAUAACAGUCCGCUGUUCGCUUCAGGACGACCUUCUUCCUCGAAUUCCGAAGAAAGAGCUGCGGCCGAAGACGACGCUCUUCUUGGUAAUCGACGUAAGGAUUUCUACGAGUCAACCAAGAGACCUGGUGUCUGGCGAGAGAUUGGGCUCUUUACAUGGGCUGUUGUUGCUACCGCCGCUGUCAUCGUCCUAGGCGUUCUAUUGUCGCAAAGCCAACAAGCCCCGAAGGAGAAGAAGCAAAAUGGGAAGCGCAAUCUUAUUUUCAUGGUGAGUGACGGAAUGGGCCCGGCAUCUUUGAGCUUAACGAGAGGCUUUCGACAAUUUCAAGGAGAUUUACCUAUGAACGAUAUCCUCCAACUCGAUAAACAUUUUAUCGGAUCAUCCCGCACGAGAUCGAGCAGCAGUCUUAUUACAGACAGUGCCGCAGGAGCUACAGCAUUUAGUUGUGGAAGAAAGAGCUACAAUGGUGCUAUUUCUAUGUUGCCGGAUCACACUCCCUGCGGUACUGUCCUUGAAGCUGCAAAAAAGGCUGGAUACACAACUGGCUUGGUUGUUACAACAGACAUAACGGAUGCGACCCCUGCUUGCUUUGCAGCGCAUGUCGAUUAUCGAAUGCAAGAGGACUCGAUAGCUUUACAGGAGGUUGGCGAACACCCUCUUGGACAUAGAGUUGUUGAUUUAAUGCUGGGUGGUGGACGCUGUCACUUUUUACCCAAUACAUCAGAAUCGAGUUGUAGAGCCGACAGUCGCGAUGUCACCAAAUUGGCGCAAGACAAAUACGGGUGGACAUACAUUGAUACCAGAGAGGACUUCGACAAAUUGAAGCUCGGAAAGAAGGUUCAGCUGCCAUUGUUAGGCCUCUUUUCUGAUACAGAUAUACCUUUCGAGCUUGACCGACGAAACAUGAACGAUGUCUAUCCCUCUCUCGAUGAAAUGGCAAGAACAGCUUUAACCGCACUCGAAGCUGCAACAAAAGAUAGUGAUCAAGGAUUCUUCCUUAUGAUCGAGGGUAGUCGCAUUGAUCAUGCUGGCCAUGGCAAUGACCCAGCUGCGCAAGUUCAUGAAGUGCUCGCCUACGAUCGAGCUUUCCAAAGUGUGAUUGAUUUCCUGGGCAAGAGUGAUACCGAAGGUGCCCUUGUUGCUACAAGUGACCACGAGACUGGGGGUUUGGCUGUUGCAAGACAACUUAAUCCUUCAUACCCUCAAUAUCUAUGGUAUCCCGAGGUAUUAGCAAAUGCUUCCCAUUCUUCAGAAUAUCUUUCGAGGGCUUUGCGGGCUCAUAUUGCUUCCUCCGGUGCAGCAAACGAAGGAGACGCCGUGUAUAGGAGAUUCGUGAAAGAGAAGCUUGUCGAGGAGGGUCUUGGAGUCAUAGAUGCAAGUGACGAAGAGAUCGACCUUAUCAUUGGCAACCCGGCUCUUUCUGCUUAUGCUUUUGCAGAUAUCAUCAGCCGUAGAGCACAGAUCGGUUGGUCGACUCACGGACACUCCGCCGUUGACGUCAACAUUUAUGGCUAUGGUGCUGAAGUGCUUCGUGGAAACCACGAGAACAUCGAAGUCGGCGAAUUUUUGAGCGAUUAUCUCAACGUCGAUGUUGAUGCAGUCACAAUAGAAUUAAACAGCAACAAGGCUAGUAGUCAAACUUUCUCAGUUGCCUCAAAGCCUGAUGUUCCAAAUUUUGGACAUUAUGAGGAAAGACUCAAAAAGAACUUGCUACAAUAG